Molecule: messenger RNA, 1692 nt
Organism: Syzygium oleosum
Lineage: Eukaryota; Viridiplantae; Streptophyta; Magnoliopsida; Myrtales; Myrtaceae
Product: tubulin beta chain-like
Exons: 3
Coding region: 109-1443 (444 amino acids)
Biological process (GO): mitotic cell cycle; microtubule cytoskeleton organization
Cellular component (GO): cytoplasm; microtubule
Molecular function (GO): GTP binding; GTPase activity; structural constituent of cytoskeleton
Source: RefSeq, a predicted model, not a curated record
CUAUCUUCUUGCCCCUACAAAAGGCCAACCCUGAACCCAUCCUAUUUCAUUCCAUACCACAUUCUCUUUUUGAAGGAUUCCCAUUUCGCCUAAUUCAUCUUGUUCAAGAUGAGAGAAAUCCUCCAUGUCCAAGCCGGCCAAUGCGGAAACCAGAUCGGCGGCAAGUUCUGGGAGGUCGUGUGCGAGGAGCACGGCAUCGAUGCCGUGGGGAACUACACUGGCGACUCCCAUGUUCAGCUCGAGAGAGUAAAUGUGUACUACAACGAGGCAAGCGGGGGCCGCUAUGUCCCCCGGGCGGUGCUGAUGGACCUCGAGCCGGGGACUAUGGACAGUCUGCGCACCGGGCCAUACGGAAGGAUCUUUAGGCCGGACAACUUUGUCUUCGGCCAGAACGGGGCCGGCAAUAACUGGGCCAAGGGACAUUACACCGAGGGGGCUGAACUGAUCGAUUCGGUCCUUGACGUUGUCCGUAAAGAAGCGGAAAAUUGUGAUUGCCUUCAAGGCUUCCAGAUUUGCCAUUCCCUUGGAGGCGGGACGGGCUCGGGGAUGGGAACGCUAUUGAUUUCCAAGAUCCGAGAAGAGUUCCCUGACCGGAUGAUGCUGACCUUCUCGGUUUUCCCCUCACCCAAGGUAUCCGACACCGUGGUCGAGCCGUACAACGCCACGCUCUCCGUGCACCAGCUCGUCGAGAACGCCGACGAGUGCAUGGUCCUUGACAACGAGGCCCUCUACGACAUCUGCUUCCGGACCCUCAAAUUAACAAACCCAAGCUUUGGAGAUCUCAACCAUUUGAUCUCAACCACCAUGAGUGGCGUCACUUGCUGCCUCCGGUUCCCGGGCCAGCUCAACUCUGACCUCCGCAAGCUCGCCGUGAACCUGAUCCCAUUCCCGCGCCUCCACUUCUUCAUGGUGGGUUUCGCCCCGCUGACCUCCCGGGGUUCACAGCAGUACCGCGCCCUCACAAUCCCCGAGCUCACGCAGCAGAUGUGGGAUGCCAAGAAUAUGAUGUGUGCUGCUGACCCAAGGCACGGCCGGUACCUGACUGCCUCCGCCAUGUUCCGGGGCAAGAUGAGCACCAAAGAAGUGGAUGAGCAGAUGCUCAAUGUCCAGAACAAGAACUCGUCCUACUUUGUCGAGUGGAUCCCAAACAAUGUGAAGUCAAGCGUGUGCGACAUCCCGCCAACGGGGCUGCGCAUGUCGUCGACAUUCAUGGGGAACUCGACGUCGAUCCAGGAGAUGUUCCGGCGCGUGUCGGAGCAGUUCACGGUGAUGUUCCGGCGCAAGGCCUUCCUCCACUGGUACACAGGGGAGGGCAUGGAUGAGAUGGAGUUCACCGAGGCCGAGAGCAACAUGAACGACUUGGUCUCGGAGUAUCAGCAAUACCAGGAUGCUGUGGCUGAUGAAGUUGAGGAUUAUGAUGAGGAUGAAGUUGCGGAGAACUGAUUAAACAGGGGAAAUUUAUCUAUCAUGACGCCUUUUUUGGCUAUAUACGUGAGUAUUAUCGGAUUUUUCGUGUGUUCAUUGUACCGUCUGCAUGAUUGUUCAUAUGUACAAUAUGCAUAUUUCAAAAGCGUCUAAUGAUUUCGGCGAUGAGAGGAGCUCAAUAUGGAGCUGCCGGUCCAUGUUGCGGAUUGUGAUUUGAGGAUCUAUUUAUAUAUAAUUCAAAUGUCAAAUGUAUGUGAUUAAUGUAAA